Messenger RNA from Aspergillus calidoustus, 1683 nucleotides. Lineage: Eukaryota; Fungi; Ascomycota; Eurotiomycetes; Eurotiales; Aspergillaceae. The record is from the annotation of a GenBank genome assembly.
AUGCGACAGUACGAUUCGAGCGAUGACUACGCUGAAAGCGACGACGAUGAGUCCGACGGCCUGCAACUUGAGGAGGAAAUUGUGCAAACCGAGUUCACCAUAGACACUGUCGGCCAGAUCAAAACCGAGGUCGAGAGCAAAACUAACCCAGUGGCCAUCCUGAAAGGGCACUGUGCUUUGAACCUAUUCCUAGAGGGAAUCACAGGAGAAACCAUCAACACGCUCAUCGGUUAUGCGAUUUGGACCGACGAUACCAAGCUGCUGGCCUCUCUCAUCUCACUUGGAGAGCAACUCAACGAGAAAUUCCCGUAUUAUCCAGGCGAUCCCCAGCCGGAUCAGAUAAGUCCGGCCGACUUCCUCAUGGCAAUUCGACUCGGAAGGCUGCACUGCCUGGAGCUUCUCAUUAAGCGAACCGGGACAGGGAUUAAUCUGGAUGAGCUGGUUGAGAAGAGCGAUAUCGAGGUCGUGGAAACUCCCGACCACUACCGCGGGCUUUCGGUGCGUGGCAAGAAGCGCGCGGACUGGGCGAGUCGUGGUCGGACAACUAGACAAUCAGAGACUGAACCACCGCUCCUUCAAGCCGCGAGGACGGGGAAUCUAGAGAGUGUGCAGUGGUUCCUUGGUCCUGUGCCGGCUCGCUGCUAUGCUACGUUUGUUGCGGCGUGGGAACACGACGAGAGGGUCCAGAUGCUGUCCUCUACGAAGAAAGGACUGGAGCGGACGAUUACUGAUUUCUUGGACUGCCACUUGGUUCUCCAUUGCGCCGUUCUCACUGCAGAGAACAAAGACUCCCAGGCCCUUGUGGAAUACCUUGCCAACACCAUGCGGCCUCUAUUGGAUGUCAAGAAUGUAGACGGCUAUACGCCCUUGGCCGUUGCAUUCCGCCUUGGCCGGCUCGAGUUCGCCAAAACCUUGAUCCAGGCUGGGGCUGAUCAGACCGUCCGGGACAGCCAAGGCAACAAUCUGCUCCAUCUGCGAUUCGGGAAAAAGAAUCUAUCGUUCGGCACAGGCGAGCCUAUCUACGAAAUGCUGGAACUGCUUGAUCCUCAGCUCCUUCCGUCGAUGUUGACCGAACGCUGCGCCUCCAGGGCGGGAACACAUACUCCAUUUUCUCUGUGGAUAUCACGAAUCCCUUCCAGCAACCGCCCUGAGGCACUCAAGCAGCUGGCUACGGGUCUAGAAUUAAUCAAGCCUCUGGGCUCCAAGCACCUCGAGCUCCUCGACAAUGCAGGAAAUACCCCUGCCCAUAAUGCGGCGCUGAAUUCGUGGGAGCAGACCGAUUUCCUCCUGAGAUAUUUGCCUGAGCUAGCGGUAAAAGAGAACGUCAACGGGUUCACACCGGCGGACCUCGCAGAGCAGAAAUGGUUCGCGGUGGCGGUCAAGCCUCCGGUUACCGGAGAUCAGACGAGAUAUCGCAGACUUGGCGUGGGCGCGGUAGGGAGGGCACCCUGGACGUUUGUCCGCACAUCCGGGGAGAGGAUGACAGUGGAUCAGAAGUGGAGAACUUAUCAACGGUGCUGUGAAAGUGGAACGGGAAGCGAGGGCGUCGAGAGGAGGAGAAAGCUGGUGACGCUCUUCGAAGCGAGGGAAUUCGCUGCGGCGUCUUAUGCACGGUUCCGAACUAGUAGGGAGCCCUGGAGGCCAAGGGAGACGGAUGAGAUUAGCAAGUCUCUGGACAUGUAG